Molecule: messenger RNA, 1478 nt
Organism: Humulus lupulus (European hop)
Lineage: Eukaryota; Viridiplantae; Streptophyta; Magnoliopsida; Rosales; Cannabaceae
Product: homoserine kinase
Exons: 1
Coding region: 85-1191 (368 amino acids)
Biological process (GO): L-threonine metabolic process
Molecular function (GO): homoserine kinase activity; ATP binding
Source: RefSeq, a predicted model, not a curated record
UCUUGCAAGAAAAAAGUACUGUAACUGUCACUGCAACAAGCUAAAACCCUAAAAGCUGUUUCUUUAGAAUCUUGACUCUCAACGAUGGCGUUCUGCUACCAAUCUCCGAUCAAACCCAUAACCUUCCCUCUACAAAAACCUCUCUCCAAGCAAAAACCCCUCGUCAUUUGCAACCUAUCCUUACCUUCCAGAUACCCACUGACAAGCAUCGAGCCCGAGCCCGUUUACGCUUCUGUUAAGGCCUUCGCACCCGCCACUGUUGCCAAUCUUGGUCCUGGGUUUGACUUUCUUGGCUGCGCCGUCGAUGGCGUCGGUGACUUUGUCUCCCUCAGCAUUGACCCACAAGUCCAUCCCGGCGAGAUCGCCAUCUCCGAAAUCACCGGCGAUAACGCCAACAAACUCAGCAAGAACCCACUUUGGAACUGUGCCGGAAUCGCUGCUAUUGAAGUCAUGAAGAUGCUUGGGGUCCGAUCUGUUGGCCUAUCGCUAUCGCUCGAUAAGGGCUUGCCGUUAGGAAGCGGUCUUGGAUCGAGUGCGGCCAGCGCGGCGGCUGCGGCAGUAGCGGUGAACGAGAUUUUUGGAGGGAAAUUGGGGGUUGAGGAUUUGGUACUGGCUGGGCUUAAAUCGGAGGAGAAGGUAUCUGGGUACCACGCUGACAACGUGGCACCGGCGAUUAUGGGAGGCUUCAUAUUGAUUCGAAACUAUGAGCCUUUGGAGUUGAUUCGCUUGAGUUUUCCUACAGAUAAGGAGCUGUUUUUUGUGCUGGUGAGUCCAGAAUUCGAAGCUCCGACGAAGAAAAUGCGAGCAGCGUUGCCGGCAGAGAUUGGAAUGCCGCACCACGUCUGGAAUUGUAGCCAAGCGGGAGCAUUGGUGGCAUCUGUGUUGCAAGGGGAUUUGGUGGGGUUGGGAAAGGCAUUGUCUUCUGACAAGAUUGUGGAGCCGAGGCGGGCACCUCUGAUUCCGGGCAUGGAAGCGGUGAAGAAGGCUGCCAUUGAGGCCGGGGCAUUUGGGUGCACCAUCAGCGGAGCUGGGCCGACUGCGGUUGCAGUGACUGAUAACGAGGAGAAAGGGAAAGAGAUUGGUGAGCAAAUGAUCAAUGCUUUCUUGAAAGAAGGCAAAUUGAAAGCUGUGGCGAACGUUCAGAGGCUCGACCGGGCUGGUGCCAGGCUCAUUGGUAGUAUACCCAGAUAAUCCAUGAAGGGUAUUUGUUGAAUCAUUAAUCUUCCCUCGUUCUGGUUUUUCGGUUUCUAGUUGAAUUUGACAACAACUCAUCACUAGAUACAUGUGGUGGUGUGGCCGAAAGUAAUCACUAAAUUCAAAAUUUUGACUAAGCUUGCUUUCAAUAUUAGGUGCGGUGUUGUUCUAUUUUCUUCAAUUGGUUAUGGUUUCAACAUGUAGCUUUUUCCCAGCUCGGAAAUAAAAUGGUGAUUAAGCACCAAAAUUCACAGCCCCAAAAUGGGUUGUUGCUUCUCUCUUUA